Molecule: messenger RNA, 1263 nt
Organism: Auanema sp. JU1783
Lineage: Eukaryota; Metazoa; Nematoda; Chromadorea; Rhabditida; Rhabditidae
Source: the annotation of a GenBank genome assembly
AUGUCGACUUUAACCAGAAAGGACGACAUUAGCUUCCUGAUUGACAAAAUAUCAAAAUUGGAGGAGAAAAUAGAAAAUACAGAGAGGGAAAGGGAAACUGAUUUAAAGCUCAAAGAUCUUAUAGAAGAAAACAAAAGAAAGGAAGAGUUCAUAGAAACAUUCAAAAUGAAUCACACAAACAUUCCUAAUCCCACGAAACUAAAAACCAAACUGAAAGAGUUUGAUGGAGAAAUCACGGAAUACCCUGAAUUCAUAGGAAUUUUCAGAAUGAUCGUGGACGAGAAUCCUAUGCUAUCUCAAUUAGAAAAAUUUUAUCAUCUUCGUUCAUGUCUUACUGGAAAAGCUGGCAAAGUAAUAAAACAUCUAAAGUUUACGGAAGAAAACUAUGUGACCAGUCUCCAAUUGCUACAGAGAACUUACGAUAGACCGAAUGAACGUAAAAGAGAGUUGAAAAUAAAAUUUAAAAGAAUACCAAGAUGCGCGAAGAACAUUGAAAAUAUGAAAGAGACGUUCCACGAUGUUAGAAUAAUUAUUGAAGCGUUGAAGGAGUUUACAUCAAUCGAUAAUUCGGAUAUCAUCGAAACCGUGUUAGAAAAGUUCCCUCAACAUAUCAUACGAGAAAUCUGUAAGAUUGAGAACAGACAGGGUUCAGAAUUGGGCGUAGAGAGAAUACUGAAAAUUAUAGACGAAGCUAUCAGCACCGAAGAGUACCUCUAUCACAGAAUUGAUCAAAAUAACUAUGACAUGCGGCCAUCAAUGAAUUUUAUGGCAAAACUGAAUGACGAUCAGAGCCAAAACAGAGCGAACUACAACUCAGGAAGAGUAAAUAUCGUCACAGAUAAAAGAAACGGUCCGCUUCCAUUCAGUAGGAGACCAGACCUCCAUGGAACGUCUGAAAAACUAAAAGGAAAAUAUUGCAUUUUCUGCAACAAAACCAAUCAUACAUCCAUAGAAUGUAAAAAAAGAAUUGAAGUGUACGAGAAAAGAGAGAUUGUGAGGAAAGAACGAGUUUGUUGGAUCUGUUUCUCAAAAAAUCAUAACUCGUACAAUUGUAAAGAGCCUAAGUGUAAGAGUUGUAACGAUGCUCAUCAUGACACUCUGUGUAGUAAAAGAAAUCUUAACUUCAAUACGUGGAACAGUGGGAAUAAUCUAUCGAACAAAUAUGCUAAUUACAAUGAAACGAAACCUACAGCGUCGGGAGGCAAUGCCGAGCCAUUAAAUGAAAAUUUUCGCUCGCGUCUGAGUUACAGACCCAACGAUUAA